Molecule: messenger RNA, 288 nt
Organism: Phytophthora nicotianae INRA-310
Lineage: Eukaryota; Oomycota; Peronosporomycetes; Peronosporales; Peronosporaceae
Exons: 1
Coding region: 1-288 (95 amino acids)
Source: RefSeq, a predicted model, not a curated record
AUGACCCUCACCUCUCGCCCUCAUCACGCCACCUUUACCCCGGCCCAAGUUUCUGGUUUCUACUUCCGUCCGUGCCGAGAUGAUCAUGAUGAGGUCAUCCUCGAGUACUUCCGUUGCCGGUGCGGCACGGUACGGAAGCAGACACGGCGUAACGGCUACAGCAAUCUCAUGCAGCACGUCCGCCGUGAGCACCCUGAUUACGAGGCCAUCAUGCUGGCCGCGUCGACGGCCGAGACUGGCUCCAUGCUAAGCUACGUACGCCAAUCGGCUUUGAACGUCUACGGCUGA